AUAACAACAUGAUGAUGAAAAACAAAGCAGCCCUGAUAGAACUUGCACAAAGUUGGGCCAUCUGCAAUGGAUUUAUCUUGAAGAGCCAACGUGGACAAUCCUUCCAAUCCGAUCCAAUACCAUUCACUCUCACUCCAACAGGAAUCAAUAGAAAAGCCUACGAAAAGGUUGUUUCCAUUGCUCCAUUGUUGAAUACACUCGUUGAUCGUAUGAGUAGAGAUUCUACCUUUAUCAAUCAAUCCCUGGAAAGUGUUGCCAAGUAUGAUGAUUUUGUGAAACGUUUAUUGGACAUUUAUAAUGAAACCUACGAGAGGAAUAAGAAUGACUAUCAAUUAGCUGUUCAUCGUUCCGAUUAUAUGAUCCAUGUGGAUGGAAAGAGUGGACAGGAAAUUCCUCAACAAGUUGAAUUGAAUACAGUUUCAUCUGCUUUUGGUGCUUUGGGAGCAACAACACACAAAUUGCACUCCUAUUUGCAACAAUAUAGAUCAUGGCUUGUUCCCGAAUAUCCAGAACAAGAAUUGGAACCAAAUAAUUCAUUGGAAAACAUUGUCAAUGUGAUGAGACAGAGUCAUGAAACUUUUGUUCAGGAAAAUCCAAGCAAUUUUGGUAGCAUGCCUUACUUUAUGCUUUUUGUUGUUCAGGAUGGAGAACGUAAUGUCGGUGAUCAAAAACCAUAUGAGCAUUUACUCUUACAAAAGUAUGGAAUUUUCGUUUUGAGAAGAAGUAUGAAGGAAUUGAUUGGAAAUGUUGAACUUGUAAAGGAUGAAAAGUCAAAUAGACAACACUUGGUGAUUGAAAAGCAAUAUCCUGUCAGUGUUGUUUACUUUAGAUCAGGUUACACACCAGAUGAUUUCCCUACUGAAAAUGAAUGGGAAGUAAGAAGUGUUUUGGAGACUUGUACGGCAAUUAAAUGUCCAACUAUUGGUGUUCAAUUGGUUGGUACAAAGAAGAUUCAACAAAUCAUGUUUGAAGAUGCUGUUUUACAAAAGUAUUUGACCAAGGAAGAGGCUCAAUCAGUUAAGGAAGCAUUCACUGGAAUUUAUUCAUUGGAAGAAUCAGAAUCCUUGCAAUACAUGAGGGAAGCUUUUGAAAAUCCAGACGAUUAUGUUUUAAAACCUCAAAGAGAAGGAGGAGGCAAUUUGGUUUAUGGAGAAAAAUUAAAGGAAUAUUUGGACAUUAUUUUACACGACAAGUCACACACUGAAUAUGCCUCAAUCAAGUAUACUUACAUUUUAAUGAAAAAGAUCAAACCACAAUUACACAAUAAGGACAUUAUUAGACAAGGACAAGUUGCAGGUGGUGAAUGUAUUAGUGAGCUUGGUAUUUAUGGUAUCUAUCUUGGAAAUGGUUCACAAGAAUUGACUAAUGGAAGUGCUGGAUAUUUAUUGAGAACCAAGUUGGCUAAAUUCCAAGAUGGAGGUGUUGCAAGUGGUGUUGCUUCUAUGGAUUCUAUUUAUCUUCGUGAUUAAAAUAAAUAAUUUUUU
Messenger RNA from Naegleria gruberi, 1484 nucleotides. RefSeq names its product eukaryotic glutathione synthetase. Gene Ontology annotation, biological process: glutathione biosynthetic process. The coding region runs from base 9 to 1469 and encodes 486 amino acids. Lineage: Eukaryota; Heterolobosea; Eutetramitea; Acrasida; Naegleriidae. The record is from RefSeq and is a predicted model, not a curated record. Gene Ontology annotation, cellular component: cytosol. Gene Ontology annotation, molecular function: glutathione binding; glutathione synthase activity; ATP binding. The transcript has a single exon.